CUGUUCCACUUGUUCAAUCCCUUUCCUUCAGUUUUGUGGGAGUUAAAAAAAAAAAAAAAAUUUAGUGGCAACAGUGAAAAAUUCUGUUCCACUUGUUCAAUCCCUUUCCUUCAGUUUUGUGGGAGUUAAAAAAAAAAAAAAAAUUUAGUGGCAACAGUGAAAAAUUCUGUUCCACUUGUUCAAUCCCUUCUUGAUUUAGUGUUUUGUUAGCGUGGAAUUUGUACUUGGUGGAGAUUGUCUCCUGCAUAUCAUAAUUUGUUGGUUUCGAUUGGUUGAUUUUUUAUUAGUAGAGUCUGGAAAUCUUUCACUUGGAGAUUUGGUGUGUUGAACUUCAAAAUAUGUCAGAGAUGGGGGUUUUGUUUCGUGAUUUGCGUUUUCUGAUCUUCGAAAUGGUUAAAGAUGGGUUCUUUACUGUUUGCUUCAAAGCAGAAAGUUUUAGUUUCUUGUUGUUGUUUUAUGUACACUCUUUGAUGGACAUAUGGUGUUUGAGUAAUCUUCUGUUACGAGAUUAUGAUCAAAUAUGUGACUAAAAUGUGUGAUGUGUUGCUAUUGUAGGUGCAGCAAAGCAAAAGAUGGUGCCAGUGGAAGGAAAGAAUCGCCGUGCUCUUAGAGAUAUUGGAAACCUCGUACCAGCUCCUGCUGCAGAUGCGAAAACCCGGGUUAUGACUCGACCCAUAAGGGGUGGCAAGUUACUGGUCAAUGGUGGUAAACCUGCAGACAAGCAGAAGGAAGCAAUUGUUGAAGGAGUGGCUGGAAACGUCAGGAAGAAUGCUUGUAAGCCAAAACCUUAUGAAGUAAUCGUAAUAAGUUCUGAUGAUGAAGAAGACGAUUGCAGAGAUGAAGUUCUCAGGAGUGGAAGUGGGCUUAGGUCAGUUAGUUCAAAGAGGGCUGGCGGAAAGAGUGGAAGAACCUACACUUCUACCCUACUAGCUAGAAGCAAGGUCGCAUGUGGGAUUGUGAACAAAUCGAAGGAUUUAAUAGUAGACAUUGAUGCUGAAGACAUAAAUAAUGAAUUGGCAGUUGUUGAAUAUGUGGAGGAUAUGUAUAAUUUCUACAAGGAAACUGAGGAAUGUGGCCGAGUUUAUGACUACAUGGGUUUACAGCCUAACAUCAACGCCAGAAUGAGGGCUAUUCUUGUAGACUGGUUGAUAGAAGUACAUAGGAAAUUUGAAUUGAUGCCAGAAAGCUUGUACCUUACUGUCAACAUAAUGGACAGAUUCCUCGCCAUGAAGACUGUCCCAAGAAGUGAACUUCAGCUAGUUGGCAUGGGUUCAAUGCUUGUAGCUUGCAAAUAUGAAGAAAUCUGGGCGCCAGAGGUCAAUGAUUUCAUAGCUAUAUCAAACAAUGCUUAUGUGAGGAACCAUCUAUUAGUCAUGGAGAAAUCAAUUCUGGGUAAGCUGGAGUGGAAUUUGACAAUUCCAACACCAUAUGUCUUUCUGGUCAGAUAUAUAAAGGCCUCUCUACCGUAUGACUCUGAGCUUGAGAACAUGGUGUUUUUCUUCGCUGAGCUCGGUUUGGUCAACUAUUCAACAACCAUACUUUACCGCCCUUCUAUGUUAGCAGCCUCUGCAGUGUAUGCUGCACGUUGCACUCUCAACAAGACUCCAUUGUGGACAGAGACACUUAAGCACCAGACUGCCUAUGCUGAAGACCAGUUAAUGUAAGAUGAUUCAUUGUCUUCACCUUUUGUUUUCAAUUGUUUUUUUUUUUUCAUUAAAAAUCGAUUGAAUUGACACCAUUUUCCUUGUUGGCAUUCUUUUCUCUCUGUGUAGUGAUUGUGCUAAACUUUUGGUGAGUUACCACUCUCAGUGUGGUGCUGCAGAAAACAAGCUCAAGGGAGCAUACAGUAAGUAUUCAAGUCCAGACAGAGGAGCUGUUGCACUAUUUCCACCUGCAAAAAGUCUUCUUUCCAUGGAAGCAUCCUCAUCUUGAAUCAACUCCUAAUAAUGAUUAACUUCUGAGUAUCAUUGAUGUCUGUGCUGAUUAAGACUUUUUAGGGCACCAUAUUAUGUAGUUUGUUAGUUACUACAACAGAGCCCCCAACUAUUAGUUUGAUUUUUGCGGUCUGAUUGAUAUCAUCACCAUGUAAAAAGUUGACAGCAUUUGUUAAUUCAAUCCGUUUCUCAUGUAUAAAAAUGCAGCUGAUGUCAUUUUGAAAUACUGAUGCUGAGAGGUAGUGUCGUUGUUAUGGAAUUUACUCUAUUUUGUUGCUUAGAAGUAGUGUCAUCAUGGAAUUCUACUGUAGCGCAACUCAACUCCAGCUAGAUAAUCAAAAUGGUCCGAGUAAAGCUCUCUAGCUAGAUAAUCAAAACUCGGAUCAAUUCACAAUGGAAUCAACUCAAGCGAACCAUGAACUUCGGAGCGAGUUGCUCACAAUAAACUCGAUUUCACAACCC
This is a messenger RNA of Oldenlandia corymbosa var. corymbosa, 2396 nucleotides long. The record is from the annotation of a GenBank genome assembly. NCBI's taxonomy places the organism in Eukaryota, Viridiplantae, Streptophyta, Magnoliopsida, Gentianales, Rubiaceae.